Gilbertella persicaria is the source of this 1014-nucleotide messenger RNA. RefSeq lists its product as uncharacterized. The record is from RefSeq and is a predicted model, not a curated record. The coding region runs from base 8 to 949 and encodes 313 amino acids. The transcript has 4 exons. NCBI's taxonomy places the organism in Eukaryota, Fungi, Mucoromycota, Mucoromycetes, Mucorales, Choanephoraceae.
AGGAUAUAUGUUUACUGAGUCUUUUCUUUUUUUUUCUUGGUUUCUUAUUCACACUGCCUUUAUUAUCAACAUGUAUUCACCAGAUCAAUGGGAGAUCCUUGCUGAAGUGAAUAGUGUCACUUGCAUUACCAUUGUAUCUUUAAUAUUUGGCCGAAAAGUAGCUAGUAUUGAAGGACCUAUACAUUACGUUCGAGGUCUCUUGCUUUUAAUGUAUACUUUAUCAUGGGCAUAUAAUCUCAUUGCUUGUAUGUUGACCAGCACAAACAAUGGCAACUAUAUCUCUUGUGUAAUGACAAACUUCAAUUGUACUGUGCUAUACACAGUGACUAAAGUUGUGUUGUAUCUAUACUUUAUCGAAAAGAUUCAUAUCAUUUCAGUGCCCAAGACAACUCGUUUUAAAUCACCUUUAUACAUAAUUAACCUUGUCUUGUUAUUGCCUAAUAUUGCUGUUGUUCUGCUACAGAUUAUGUAUCGUGUCAAUCUGGUGGCUGAUACGUAUCCUUAUCAUUGCACUGUUGGAUUUGAUAUCCCUGCUUCUGCUCUUUCGUUGUGUUACGAUACGCUCUUGUCUGCCUUGUACAUUGGUAUCUUUAUCAAGUUUUAUUGUUUCCCUAAUACAGCACAACAGACAGCACAUCAAUCUUCUUCAUUGCAUAUGAUGGCUAAACGAAACGCUAUUGCUGCUAUCACUACCUUGAUUACUUCUUGUGCUAAUUUUAUUAUUCUAAUCAGUUUAAAAGGACAUGAAAGAGGCCUUGUUGCUUCUAGUAUCUGUGCUUUGUCUGUCACCAUUGUGUGUUGUGUUAUUCAUUGGGUGACAACACAUCCUGCUGAAAUCCAACUGAAUGAGAAAGCACUUCAAAGAGUUAAUGGUGAUAAACCUGUCAAGUUAGAAAUUAAACAACACCAAGAAGUCGUUAUUUUGACAGAACUUAAUACUCGUAUUUAAAACACUCUCCUUAAUAAACCUUGUCUCCCUCCCCCCCCCUCUUAUAUAUAUAAUUAUUCAGAAGA